Frankliniella occidentalis (western flower thrips) is the source of this 855-nucleotide messenger RNA. RefSeq lists its product as uncharacterized. The coding region runs from base 1 to 855 and encodes 284 amino acids. Lineage: Eukaryota; Metazoa; Arthropoda; Insecta; Thysanoptera; Thripidae. The record is from RefSeq and is a predicted model, not a curated record. The transcript is spliced from 2 exons.
AUGGCGUCCGAUCUGUGUGUGUCGGCGGGGGUGGAAGCGCCCGGCAGAGUGGGACCCCGGGACGGGGCUGCCUCCGUCAACGUGAUCCACGUCGCCAAGCUGCUGACGCGCACCGAGGAGCGCCUCCUGGACACGGAGCGGGGCCUGAUCGAGGCCGUGCGCCGCACCAUCCACGUGACGGAGGGCAUGAUCGCGCUGGUGCGCAGCACCACGGCCACCACGCACGCCCUCAUGCUGCCCCACGGCGACGGCGGCUACCUGGGCGCGUGCCGCGGGCCGGGGGAGUGCACCCAGGCCAGCCUGCACUGCGCGUGCCAGCGCGUCGCCAUGGCCAAGGACCUCGUCAGGGUCGUGGAAGGGCUCAACCGCACGGCCGGCCGCGUCAACGAGGCCACCGACUGCCUGAUCAAGCUGUCCAAUCGGCUGUCGCCCCGGGAGCCGCUGACGGAGACCUGCACCGACUACUUGAUGGAGAGGGUGGUGGCGGCGGAGGGCGCGGCGCGCAGCAUCACACAGGUGGACUUGCAGGCCACCGCCGUUCGCACAGAGUCCGUUACUUACUCCAGAGCAACACGGUGCUGCGGCCCCACCCGACAGGUUCAGUCCAGCCUGCAGCUGCGCGUGCACACGCUGGGGGUGGCGGCGGAGGCCCUGUGCUCGCGCGGCCUGGGGCCAGGCGUGGAGGCGACCCCGGAGCGGGACCGCGCCGUCCAGGACCUGCGCUCCAUGAUGGACAGCGCGUCCACCGCGGUGGCCGAGCUCACCGCCACGGCGGACACCCUCCAGGACUCGGCGCAGUUCCUGAGGGGAGUGGUCCGGGAACUGAUCGCCCUUCAGGUCACGCAGGUGGGUUAA